UAAGUACCGAAGGAUAUUUUAUUCUAUCUUUGUUCAUCCAUAAAUAAAAAUUACUCUCUAUUGAUUGGUUUUAUCAGAGUCAAAUAGUUUUCUGUUCGCGUUAGGAUCGGUCACGUUAAGGAAACAAAAAAAAAGACAAAAAAAUCAAAGAAAUUAUAUUGUCAUGAAAUUUACUAACGAAGAAGCAUUAAAUUUUACAAAGGGAAGCGUUGCUCUAUUAGUUGCAUGGCCACCACCGAUGAACGCCUCAAGGAAAAAAUUAUUCUUUCUCGAUGUUUACAUUUACGCUUCCUUUAUAAGCGCUCAGAUAAUCUUAGUGUUGAUGAUAAAUGAAAUGAUCGUUAAUCGCAAUAAUUUCGAGAUAAUGGUACAAUCAAUGUGCAUCGCAUCGAUAAUAAUGGAAAUGGAAAAUAUCGUUGAACAGGCCGCACCAUAUGAAAAAGCUAUAUUAGAAAAAUAUGUGAAUAGAUCUGCGAUACUACACCUAUCUCUUACAUUUGGAUUUUAUUUAGCCGCUGUGAAUAUCAUUUUAGGACCAAUAUAUCUACCACAAUCGUUACCAAAUAUUAUAACUUAUCCUUUCGACGUAGAAAAACAUCCCUAUUACGAAAUUAUUUAUUUUCAACAAUCAUUAACUGCUUUACAAGCUUCUACAAGUGCAACGAUUGAUUGCCAGAUCGCACUUUUACUAUGGUUCGCUGGUGCAAGAUUUGAAAUGUUGGGAAUUGAAUUAGCCAAUACUGUCGACGAGUACGAUCUUAAACGAUGUAUAGUGAAACAUUAUCAAAUAAUUAGUUACGCAGGAAAGUCAGAUGAAAUAGGGGUCAAAUUCCAAUUUCUCGUGACGGAUAUGGUCGCUAUCAUUCAAUUAUUUCUGAACUCUCAUCCAGCUGAAAAUUUAAUACAAAUGAGUACUGCGAUUGGAUCGACAGCUUAUGAUUUGAAUUGGAUUGAUAAAUCACAAAAGAUAUGGAAAAAUGUAUGCUUUCUAAUUCAAAGAUCUCAAAAACCAAUUACAGUCAGUAUUCCUGGAUUUAUACCUACAUUGUCUCUAACUUAUUACAUGUCGUUCCUGUCAUCGUCAUUUUCAUACUUCACAACAUUGAGAGCUGCUGUUAAGUAA
This is a messenger RNA of Vespa crabro (European hornet), 1123 nucleotides long. RefSeq lists its product as uncharacterized. The record is from RefSeq and is a predicted model, not a curated record. Gene Ontology annotation, biological process: sensory perception of smell; detection of chemical stimulus involved in sensory perception of smell. Lineage: Eukaryota; Metazoa; Arthropoda; Insecta; Hymenoptera; Vespidae. Bases 164 to 1123 code for a protein of 319 amino acids. Gene Ontology annotation, molecular function: odorant binding; olfactory receptor activity. Gene Ontology annotation, cellular component: plasma membrane. The transcript is spliced from 6 exons.